UGUGUGGGAAAGAGUAAGGAAAUGUCAAAAGUAGUCGCGUCAGGUGGGUUACUUUUGUAGGAUUUAAAACAUUUAAAUGCAUAACACUGAAAAUGAUCACAGUGGAUAGUAAUCUCAUUAAAUGAAUACCUUAAACGCCAAAAAGUUGCCACCAGCCAAUACACUUAAGACAACUUCUUGAUUAUUAUGCUAACUAGCUAGGUAGCUAGCACAUAGCUAUCUUACUAGCCAUUUCUGUAGGACAAGGGACCGCUUUCAAUCACUGGAAAAAUCAGUGUUACCUAUUAAAAAGAAUUUGAUUAAAUAUAAACAACUUUCUAACUAAUAAAAAUAUUUUUCUAUGAGACUAUUCUUAAUAUUUAGGUAGCUAUGUGCCAUAAACAUUACAGAUAGUCGUGAGGUAUGCUAGGUUAGCUUAGCUAACCUAGCUACGUUGGCUCGUUACCUUGUGUGUUUGGGAGGUUUGUACAAGAUUAACAGUUCAGAUAGACUUGCGUGAUGGCCCCUUCGGGCAAGCGCGCUCCACGCAGAGAGGAAUUCGCAGUGGAGCUGGCUUGCGAGUGGGGCUCGUGUCAGGAGACGUUCGACGGGAUGCAGGAGUUCUGUCAACACGUGGAAAAGCAUUACAAGGCGACCCCCGUGGAAAGUGACAACCCGGAUAUACCAGAUGACGUGCAUAGCUGCCUGUGGCGGGACUGUGGGUUCUGCUCGGUGGAGUGGGAUGGGGAGCUACUGAGACACGUGUUCUUCCACUGCUACCAUACCAAGCUAAAGCAGUGGGGGUUGGUCAUACUUAAAGGCCAUCCAGACAUGGGUGCCUGCUCUGUGGGUCUCCAGAACCGCAACAUUGUGCCGGAGGUCCAGGAUGGCUUCCUCUGCCUGUGGGAGCACUGUGACACGAACAUGGAUAACCCGGAGUGGUUCUACAGGCAUGUGGAGAUGCAUGCACACUGCCUUGAGGCCAAUGCAGAGAAUAUACUGUUCUGUGCUUGGAAAGACUGCGAGGCUUCAUUCAAGGGCCGCUUCAAGCUGCGGGAGCACAUGCGCAGUCACACACAGGAGAAGCUGGUGGCCUGCCCCACCUGCGGUGGCAUGUUCGCCAACAACACAAAGUUCUUCGACCACAUCCGCCGCCAGACCUCCAUCGAGGGCCAAAGAUUUCAGUGUUCACACUGCUCUAAGCGCUUCGCCACCGAGAGGCUACUGCGAGACCACAUGAGGAACCAUGUGAACCAUUAUAAAUGCCCGCUGUGUGACAUGACGUGCCCCUCACCAUCCUCCCUGAGGAACCACAUCAAGUUCCGCCACAGCAGCGAGAAGCCCUACAGCUGUGACUACUGCGAGUACAGCUGUAAGAACCUGAUAGAUCUGCGGAAACAUCUAGAAACACACAGCAGCGAGCCGGCUUAUCGCUGCGACUUUUCUGACUGUGACUACUCAACCCGCUCCUUGCAUUCCAUCAAAAACCAUUACAAACGCAUACACGAGGGAGAUGACACUCCGCGCUACAAGUGUCAUGUGUGUGAGCAGUGCUUCACAAGAGGUAAUAACCUCACUGCGCACCUGCGCAAGAAGCACCAGUUCAAAUGGCCUUCAGGACAUCCCAGAUUCAGGUAUAAGGAGCACGAGGACGGCUUCAUGCGACUGCAGCUGAUCCGUUACGAAAGCGUGGAGCUGACGGAGCAGCUGAUGAGGGAGCGGCAGGGCGAGGGGGAGGGCGGCGAGUCUGCCCCCCAGCCACAGUGCCUGCAUGCCGGGGAGGAGGCGGAGGAUGCCAGGCCGCCUGGAGACGAGGUGACUGUGGACAGGGAGAGGGCUCGCGGAGCACGGGGGGAGGAGCAGGCCGAGACUGUGCUGCUCGUCCUCGAGGAUGGGGCGUCCUCAGAGGUGGAGUCUACGAGGGAGGAGUCAGUGAUGCGACAGCUGCAGGACACCGCCCAGCAGCUGGGAAUGGAGGUGGUCUAACUGCAGUGAAUACUGCACUGCCCUCCAUAGUGUUUGCACAAAAAAGGAUUGCAACAAGCCUAAUAACUAUAUUCAAAAGGAGAUCCAUUCAACACUAGAGGUACACUGGUGCUGUGAGGUGUUGUAUUCUCUCUUAUGCACUAACAGGACAGAGUGAAAUCCAGGUGGACUGAUUUCUACAAGCCUUUAUUAUUGUGUGUGAGUGUGUGUGUGUGUGUGUGUGUGAGUGAGUGUGUGUGUGUGUGUGAG
This is a messenger RNA of Electrophorus electricus (electric eel), 2214 nucleotides long. It is a transcript of the gene hinfp, whose product is annotated as histone H4 transcription factor. Gene Ontology annotation, biological process: anatomical structure development; regulation of transcription by RNA polymerase II. Lineage: Eukaryota; Metazoa; Chordata; Actinopteri; Gymnotiformes; Gymnotidae. Gene Ontology annotation, molecular function: DNA-binding transcription factor activity, RNA polymerase II-specific; RNA polymerase II cis-regulatory region sequence-specific DNA binding. The record is from RefSeq and is a predicted model, not a curated record.